CGGUUGUGAUGGAAACGGCGUUCAGGCGCUGACCUCUGACCCCUUGAGGCUGCCCGGAGGGACGAGAGUCCCCAAUCAGAAUUUUCGCAGCAGAUUUUUCCGCUACGGAAAUUUCACCAUGUGCACAGUGGAGCAGAAUCCCAUUGAAACCAACGAGACUCUGCUGCAACGGAAGUUGAAUUUUUCCGACCGGUUAACAGAGUGAGCAGGGACAGCAGUGAUACCAGAUCACUCGAUAACAAAGUCCCAUCCGUCACCAUUACCCUAUAGAGAUGUCGGUGUUUGAGAAGGAGGCACCAGAAUCCCAUUGGGAAGUGAAGUCUGAAGAACAGCUCGAUAUCACCCCUGCCAAAGGCUUUGUGGGAAAUGUAGGCAGCUAUAGGAAAUCCUUUCAGUGGUGGAAUUGCAAUCAGUAUAGAACCAAACCCACACCUGCCACAUCAGCAAAAUCAGAACCCUUGGAGGACAGUUCAGAUACCCACGUGGCUCACGAGGACUCCCCACCCCCUCCUUGCCCAGACUGUGGACGGACGUUCCAAACUCUACGCGCGCACAGACUUCACAGGCGCAACCAUGCCGCCGAUCUUUCCUAUACCUGCAAGGACUGUGAUGUGGCCCGUGCUGGAGCAAGCGAGGGCAGUGAGAAACCUUAUUCUUGCUCUGACUGUGGGCGUCGCUUCUGCUGGCUUUUGGCUUUACACAGUCAUCAUGAACAGCACACAGGGGAACGUGGCUACCAGUGCUCACAGUGUAGUAAGCAUUUUCCCAGCCAACCAACAUUCCGUAGACACCAACAAGCUCAUCGGAAGGAUCGUGUUUGUGUCUGGUGUGGUAAAGCUUUCAACUGUUCGGCCAAACUCUCCCGUCACAUGCGUAUCCACACUGGAGAAAGACCGUACCAAUGCCCUGAGUGCCCACAAGCAUUCACACAGCUAGAGACUCUUCGGGUCCACCAGUGGGUACAUGAGGAUUCCAAGCCCUACCAAUGUCAGGAUUGUGGGCGAAGAUUUCGGGCCAAACACACUUUCGAGAAGCACAGAAACUUACAUAUCUCUCGGAAGCCUCAUGUAUGUCCCAUGUGUGGCAAGACUUUCUUCUUCUCCUCUCGGUACAAGCGCCAUCUUCGCAUUCACACAGGAGAGAGACCCUUCCAUUGCCAACAAUGCGGCAAGAGCUUUAACCAGCGUUCCAAUUACCAAAGGCAUAGGGCAGUGCAUGCCGGCAAGAGACCAUUCCCUUGUACCUUUUGCGAGAAAAGUUUCAGCCAAGCAUCCAACUACCGACGGCAUCUUCAGAUUCACCGGAAGGGGAGGGACAGGUGGGAAGAGAAAGAAGAGUAUAAAUGUAUUGAGUGUGGAGUACGCUUCACCCAAGAAGGUGGGCUCCAUGAGCACUAUAUACAGCAUGCCAGGGGGGAGUUGUCAAUGAAGAAUCUACCACAAUCCCCAUCUGGAACCAUGAAGUUGUCUGCAUGACCAUUGUAGGAAAAUGCUGGUUCCUUUCCAAAAUGUAAACCUACACACUCACAUUGCACAAGUACUGUAUAUGUUGAGACUGUAUCAGGUGCCAGCUGUCAGGUAAUAUGGGAUGCUGGCCACCAGGGGAGCUAUUUACCUCACUGUAUUGCCCAACAUUUAUCUGCCUGCAAACUAUCUGCUCUGGAGCCUAAUGAACAAUUAAAUUCAUUGAGGACACCUAGCAUGGUCCACAGAGAAAAGGGGGGCACUGCCACCUGUGCCCGUGUUGCACUUAGUCUGUAUAGAGUUGGCAUAUCCACUUCUGAAUUAUUUAUAAUAAAUUAAAAAAAAAAACACUUCCUUGGUAUAUAAUGUACACUUAAUGGUCUGUGUUUGUAUGUCACUAUGAAAUUAUAUUCUAGAAAAUAAAAUCUGUGUAAUAG
Messenger RNA from Hyla sarda, 1900 nucleotides. Its product is annotated as zinc finger protein 239-like. Lineage: Eukaryota; Metazoa; Chordata; Amphibia; Anura; Hylidae. Bases 273 to 1475 code for a protein of 400 amino acids. Gene Ontology annotation, biological process: regulation of transcription by RNA polymerase II. The transcript has 5 exons. Gene Ontology annotation, molecular function: RNA polymerase II cis-regulatory region sequence-specific DNA binding; DNA-binding transcription factor activity, RNA polymerase II-specific. The record is from RefSeq and is a predicted model, not a curated record. Gene Ontology annotation, cellular component: nucleus.